Molecule: messenger RNA, 1670 nt
Organism: Humulus lupulus (European hop)
Lineage: Eukaryota; Viridiplantae; Streptophyta; Magnoliopsida; Rosales; Cannabaceae
Exons: 12
Coding region: 198-1448 (416 amino acids)
Source: RefSeq, a predicted model, not a curated record
CUACUCCUCCUUUGAUUCCUCUCUCCUACUCUCUCUCUCUCUCUUACUGAGCUGCCCAUAUUAGCCAUUUGAUUUGAUAUGCACCUCGUAACUUGACAGCUUUCUCUCUGCACUCUCCUCUCUGUAAACCAUUAGAUGACUACUGUACUGAUGGUGUAGGAAGCUAUUACUAAGCGAAAGAAGAAGAAAAAGAAGACAUGGGUUGUGCUGCUUCUGCAUAUGUUGUUCCAUGGAAGAGUAAGAAGAAGCCAUGUAUCCCUGAAGUUGUGAUAUUCGUCCCUUCAUUGAGAAUUCCAGUACAAUCUGAUCUUCGAAGACCGCUUAAAGGGUUGGUCCCGAAAGAUCUAGCUGACAGGUUACAUUCUCUUCGGAACCAGAUUGUGUUAGUGGCCGAUGAUACAGAUGGAUCUGCUAUAACUGAGCUGCGGCGAGCACUGGAAGAGUACUUGUCUGUUCUGAGUGGACUUACUAACAAAGAGUUUGGUUUCGAAGGAUUGAUAGAAUUCAAGUGGAGAACUUUACAAGAUGAACGGCAGGAAUUGAGUGUAGCAAACUCCUGGUUUGAACUACUAUCUACGAUUCAUUUGAUGGCUUUGCUGACCUUGGCUGAGGCUGGCUCCUUGAUGAUUCCCAAGGAUUAUGGUUCUGGAAUAAGAGUUGUAUCUUCAGAUUGCAAGAGGGAAGCUGUUGAUUUGUUGCUGAAGGCUUCAGGGUACUUGGAGUUCUGUGUCAGGGAUAUACUGGUUCGCAUACCACAAGAUAUUAAGAACAGGUUGCCCAUGGAUAUGCAAGGUGGUAUUUUGGAGGCCAUUUCUAUUCAAGCUUUAGGCCAGGGGACAGAAAUCCAGCUUGGAUUGGCAGUAGAAUGCCAAAAGGCCACUUUAUCAGUUAAAAGAAGGUUGGCAUGUGAGCAGCUUAGCUAUUUUGGCCAGGCUUUUCACUCCUUGUCUGGAGGAUAUGGCAACGAUCAAGAGAAUGGAAAGAAACAUCUUUGGUUUAUCAAAUACAAAUUUCUUGAAGCAAAGGCUGCAGCAUACUACUACCAUGGCCUGAUCCUUGACAAGGGAACUGAGCCGUCCUGCCACAUCAGCGCGGUGUGCUGUUUUCUCGCAGCAGAAGAGCUUUUAGCAGAGAGCAAGAAGGCCUGCUUGACCUUUUGCCUUGCAAAUCCAGUGACUAGGGCUCCACCACUCUGGGGUGCUAUGAAGCAUUUGCAUCAAAAAAUCCCAGAAGUUGCAUCAAGGAAAUCACAGAUGUAUGGCUACCUCUUAGAACAAGAAAAGGUUCUUCAACAAUUGCCAGAUUUACCAGAAUUCCAACUUUCAUUAACACCUGAAGACUAUCAAUUGCCUGAAAUUGAUUCAGCUUGGGACAGUGAGACAUGGGAGACACAGGAGCAUACCCUGAAAGAGCAUCUCAAGGAUCUUGAAGAGGACAAUGAAAUCUAAUGAUAAAGCUAAUAAGCUGCUACUCUCAGUGGACAACAUUCUUCUUAUACAAAAAAGUAACUAAUCAAUAUGUAUCUACAAGAAGAAAAAAGUUACAACAAGCUUAAUCAUUAUCUCUGUGUUUAGCAGAUCUUAAAUUUCUUCCGGUCUAUAUGUGACACUAAAAUUGGGUUUGCUAUCAAAGAGAGGUUAAAAAUGAGAUUAAGUUUCAUGUUUUGCCAA